Molecule: messenger RNA, 2713 nt
Organism: Sinocyclocheilus grahami
Lineage: Eukaryota; Metazoa; Chordata; Actinopteri; Cypriniformes; Cyprinidae
Gene: spty2d1
Product: SPT2 chromatin protein domain containing 1
Exons: 6
Biological process (GO): transcription by RNA polymerase I; nucleosome assembly
Cellular component (GO): nucleolus
Molecular function (GO): histone binding; DNA binding
Source: RefSeq, a predicted model, not a curated record
GUGAACCGGAUGAGGAGGGUUUGGUUGUUGUUUCUAGAACACAACACAGAUCUUUCUCUCAAGAGGAUUUUCUAUGUUCGCGGUGUUUCGCCUCGCUUAAUGACAACUUAGGGAAACUGGUCAGGUAUCACUAAACGAAUACAUAACGGAACUUGUCUCUUAUUAAUCUGGGAAGCUCUCCGUAGUUUAAGGGUCUGAAUGUACAGCAGCUGAUGAGAUAUGGCGGACAGAAGCUGAAGGGAGUUGAUUUCAUCGAGGGUUUCCUCUUGGUUUGCUUCUCCUUCCUCCAGUACUCGGCUGGUUUUAACAGCAGGGCUGGUUUACAGGCACAAAGGCUGCCUGAGGUCAGUGUUUGUCUAUUGGUACGUUAAGUGGGAACGUUAGCUGUUGCUAUUAGCUAAGUAAGUGAGCUGUAGACAGCUAGGGAUCAUGGAUUUCGACAACGUGCUGUCCAUUGCCUCCCAAAACCAAGGCCUCAGCAGCAUACCGAAGCGGUACAGCCUGAAAACCGGUCCACCCAAGAAAGAUGUCAAAAUCAAGGGAGUAAAUUCGUCUGCGGUGCAGGCCUUCUUGAAAAAACAGGCCAUGGAGCAAAAUAAAAAAGAACUACAGAGUAAGAAAGCAAAAGAGGACCUGCUGGCCAAAAGAGUGGAGCUGAAAUCAGAUAGGAAGGCAAGAGCAAUGGCUUCCCGAACUAAGGACAAUUUCAGAGGUUACAAUGGCGUCCCUGUCAUAGACCAGCCCAAAAAAAGGCGGUCGAAGGGGGAGAGAUCGGAAGAGCAGCAAACAUCGAACACAUAUGAUGAUGAUGAUGAUGAUGAGUAUGAUGAUGAUGAUGAUGAUGGUGAUAAUUACGGCUGUUAGGGAAAUGAUUCUGAAUCUGAAGAACAAAGCAUGCCUGUUAAGCCUCCGUCUCGGCCUGAGUUCUCAAACAAAGUCGACAGCAAACCGAAAAGACACAGUGCUCCAGCAAGGCCCCCUCCAUCAUCAAUGAACUUUGCGGACCUCUUGAAACUUGCGGAAAAGAAGCAGUUUGAACCUGUUGAAAUGAAAGUAGUGAAGAAGACCGAAGAGAGGCUUAGAACAGCCGAGGAGAUUCGAGAACUCGAAAUAGAGCGCAGAGUCAAGAAUCAGGAUAGAGGGAAAGAGGCCAAACCAGACAAGAAUUCAGGACACAAAGACAGCCGAUCCCAAUCCAGCUCAAAUUCACAAAAGAAGCAUGUAGACCGAGAUGGCAAAAUUGGGAAAUUGCCCAAGCCAUCAGGGGAAAAGUACCAGUCAAGUAGUACCAGCAAAAAGCCAAAGCUUCAAUCAUCCAGUGAAAGAAUUCCAAGUUCUGUCAAACUACACGGAGACAGAAACUCAGGCUCCUCAGGUGCCUUAAAUGGUAAAGCUGCCAUGAAGAACAGUGCUCCGUUUCAAUUGAAACCAGCACCAUCCAGACCCUCACAAGGCCAAAGGCCCACAACCUCAAGUGACCUUACCCCAAAGAAGGGGAAUACCUCAGUACCUCAAGGGAAAUCAAGUAUUUUGGGAAGUCGUGCUGGAGUUGCUCCUGGUGCAGCUAGACCAAGUCAAGCACCACACAAAAACUCUGGGCAAGUUAGACCUAGUAACUCCGGUGGGCAACCUCAGAAACCAGCUAAACUAGGACAUUUAUCACGGCCUGGGAGCAACAGACUUGUACUUUUACCCUCUUCUGGUGACCCCUCAAAGCAACCAAGGCCAGGUGGUAGUUUGCCAGGUCAGCAGGUUCCUGGAAGCUCCAAGGCCACCAUAAAUGGACCAAGCAGGAUGGGAAGUAAUGUUUCUGGGAGACCGGUAAACAUCAUGGGCUCUGGCCCUGGAAUAUCUCAGUGCACUGUUGUUUCAGAGACUGUUUCAUCAAAGAACUUUGCACCGAGACCUGGGAUGGUUCCAAGACCUCCGGGACCUCAAGGCCCCAGGACAUUGAUUGGCCCCUCAGGCCACAGAGUCCUGGUUAAACCUCCUGGACCAGUGUUGCCCCCCAUAACAUCCAAUUAUAAACGAAAGUAUGAGGAUGAGGAAGAGUAUGACUCUGAGAUGGAUGACUUCAUCGACGAUGGAGGAGGAGAACAAGAUGAAAUUUCAAAACAUAUCAGGGAAAUCUUUGGCUAUGACAGGACCAAAUAUAAAGAUGAAAGUGAAUAUGCACUGAAAUUUAUGGAGAGCACCUGGAAAGAACAGCAGAAAGAGGAAGCGAGGAGUUUACGCCUGGGCAUCAAGGAGGAUGAAGAGGACAUCCGUAUGGAGGAGGAGGAGAUGAAAAGAAAACUAGGGAUGAAAGCAAAGCAGAAAAAGAUUUAGUUUACCUUACUUGACUUUGAUAUAGUCUUAUUUGGUUGGGAGGAACCGAGUGGAAUGGAAAUGCCUUCCUUGUGCCGCUGACAUUGUUACACUAUUUAUUUGAAUGCCCAAGCCAUGGGAGCAGGAUUGCACUAUCAAGAGCCCAUCUGACAUAGCUGAUCUUCGGAGAAAAUAAUAUAUGAAAUUAAUAUCUGAGAAUCACGAUAGCAUUUUUUGUAUCUCUAGAAACCAUGAAAGUAUAUCUAUGUGGAUGCCUUACUCGAGCACCAAGUUCCAGAUUGGUCCUGAUUUAAGGAGAGUUAGUUAAUAAGUGUAUAAGACUGCCAUGUACUUUUUGUUAAAGUGAUUUUUGACCGAUUCUGUUGUCCUGUCAUUUGUUAAUUCU